Molecule: messenger RNA, 1061 nt
Organism: Quercus lobata
Lineage: Eukaryota; Viridiplantae; Streptophyta; Magnoliopsida; Fagales; Fagaceae
Product: Peroxisomal membrane 22 kDa (Mpv17/PMP22) family protein
Exons: 3
Coding region: 213-863 (216 amino acids)
Cellular component (GO): cytoplasm; membrane
Source: RefSeq, a predicted model, not a curated record
AUGCACUUGGGAAAAGUACUAAAAUCAAAGAUUAGAUCAAAGGUGCAUCUGAAUAUUCAGGCCUUCGCCAAAACGAAAGCCCAAAAGGCCAUGACCGUCCAAAACCCAUAAUUCUCGUUUCUUUCUUUAUAUCACUUUCUCUGUCUAUCUUCCAUUUUUUUUUCUUUUCUGGAAUUUCUUUCUCUCUUGUGUAUAUACAUACUUUUGGGAAAAUGUUGAAGUUGUGGAAAUGGUACCAGAAUUGCUUGGCUGUCCACCCAGUUAAAACUCAGGUCAUCAGCUCAGCUAUCAUAUGGGGUGUUGGAGAUAUUGCUGCCCAAACCAUCACCUAUUCCACUGCCAAGAACAAGCGUCAAAUUCAGGGUAAAGAUAAGGAGCUGAAAAUCAAUUGGAAACGAGUGGCUGCAACCAGUUUGUUUGGGUUUGGAUUUGUUGGGCCAGUAGGCCACUUCUGGUAUGAAGGUUUGGACCGAUUUAUAAAGUUUCGACUUCUAAUGCAACCCAAAUCCUUUCGGUUCGUUGCUACUAAAGUUGCUCUUGAUGGGGUCAUUUUCGGCCCAUUGGAUCUACUCGUUUUUUUCACUUACAUGGGAUUUACAAAUGGAAAGAGUGUCCCUCAAAUCAAGGAAGAUGUGAAGAGGGAUUUUCUCCCAGCCUUGAUUUUGGAAGGAGGCAUAUGGCCAAUUCUUCAAGUUGCAAAUUUCCGAUACAUACCUGUGAGGUAUCAGCUUCUUUAUGUCAACUUCUUCUGCUUGGUGGAUAGCUGUUUUUUGUCAUGGGUUGAGCAACAACAGGAUGCUCCUUGGAAGCAAUGGUUGAAAUCUUUGCUACCUUUGAAGGACCAAAAAGGCCAGGGUGGGUGAUGGCUCUUCAACAGCUAUUUCAUCUUUCAUCCCUGACCUUGCUCAUCAUAGUGAAGAUACAUGUCAGAAAAGGUAAAGAGUUCACUGUGAACCCACCAAAAAGACCAAUUUAGCUUUUUAAAGUUGGGAUGUGGGAAGUAAUGAAAUUGUUCUCACACUGACCUGGUUUUCACUUGUAAUACCCAAAAAAAAAAAAAA